This is a messenger RNA of Molossus molossus (Pallas's mastiff bat), 1386 nucleotides long. It is a transcript of the gene DAND5, whose product is annotated as DAN domain BMP antagonist family member 5. The record is from RefSeq and is a predicted model, not a curated record. Gene Ontology annotation, biological process: signal transduction involved in regulation of gene expression; determination of heart left/right asymmetry. Gene Ontology annotation, molecular function: morphogen activity. The transcript has 6 exons. Lineage: Eukaryota; Metazoa; Chordata; Mammalia; Chiroptera; Molossidae. Bases 172 to 747 code for a protein of 191 amino acids.
AGGGGUCGGGCGGAACGAAGAGUAUUCCUGCUACCUCAAUUCAGGGCAGUGAGACAAGAACUGUCUGAACAAAAAAUGGAGGAAUGUCCUCGGGUGAGGAUUAAAAAAAAGAUGAAAUUUGGGCACAGACACUCACAGAGGAAUGACCAUGUUUAAAGACACAGGGAGAAGAUGGCCAUCUACAAGCCAAGGAGAGAAGCCUCAGAAGAAACUGACCUUGCUGUCACCUUGAUCUUGGACUUCCAGCCUCUAGAGCUGCUUGUCAAUAACAAGAACAACAAAGAGCAAGGGGCAGAAAAAAGAGCGUGUGCAGCCCGGUACAGAUAUGCAGUAUUAUGGACUUAUGCCUGCAGCUGGAAGGCCUUCUUGAACCUGCAGAAAAAUGGGCAUAUGCAGAUAGGUGGGCUGCAGCAUGGGCAGGAGGUGGCCGCCACCAUGACUCUCCCACUGGACCCACAAGAAGUGGCCCAGGAGAUGUGCAAGGCUGUGCCCUUUACUCAGGUGCUCUCCCAGCCAGGAUGCAUGGCCAUGCGCCUCCGUAAUCACCUCUGUUUUGGCUACUGCUCCUCAUUCUUCAUCCCUGGUGUGGACCCUGCCUCGCUUGUCCUCUGCAACAGCUGUGUGCCCACUCGAAGGCACUGGGUACCCGUGUUCCUGUGGUGUCGGGUGGGCAGCCCAGUCUCUCGUCGGCGGGUGAGGACAUCGACAGUGCUGGUUGAGAGGUGUCAGUGCAGCCCGAAGGCAUGAGCUGAGCAUCUUCGACUGACACAUAGACACAUGCACCUUGGAGAGAUGUGGGGAGUCAGAAAGACGCGGACCUGGAUUAUGUACACUGGGUCAAAGAGACCAGGGAUGCAGGGAAAGCCAGAUAGGCCUCCCGAGUCCUCACCCUGCUCCCAUGGACACCAGACAUAGCCCCAGCCAUGAGGUGGACCACUCAGAGUCAGCACACACUUUUUGAGCACUCACUGUUGGCCAGGCCCAGCUCUAAGCAUUUGACAUGUAUGUACUUGUGUCAUCCUCAGAGCUGCCCAAUAACAUAGAAGUAGCACUUCACUUUACAGGGAAGGAAACUGAGGCCUCAAGAGGUAAAGACACUCACUCAGGGUCACAUAGCAGUAUGGGGUAGAGCCAGCAUUUGAACCCAAGGCAGUGUGGUGCUCACUUUUAAUCACCAGGCUGGACCUCCUCUUAUGGAAUAAGUCAAAGACACACUGCCAACUGCAGGGAGAACAGAUGGCCCCACCCAGCCCAAUAGAUACAGUGACAACCCUGGCCUGGGGACCCCAAGAAACCAAGGCAGGAAGGCAGACAUAGCUACUGGGGAAAACCUGGGUUCCCCAAGUCAGAGGCAGAACCCACGUGCUCCAGCUGCCCCCUCCCAGU